AUGCCAACCGAGACUUCCGAUCUGACACUCAGGACCUCCCGAAACGACACCAGUGCCAGAGACUCCGAUCUGACACUCAACGCUCCGGAAACGACCCCAGUGUGCCACCGAGACUCCGAUCUGACCUCAGACCUCCCGAAACGACCCAGUGUGCCACCGGACUCCGAUCUGACACUCAGACCUCCCGAAACGACACCAGUGCCACCGAGACCCGAUCUGACACUCAGGCUCCGGAAACGACACCAGUGUGCCACCGGGAGACUCGAUCUGACACUCAGACCUCCCGAAACGACACCAGUGCCACCGAGACUCCGAUCUGACACUCAACGCUCCGGAAACGACCCCAGUGUGCCACCGAGACUCCGAUCUGACACUCAGACCUCCCGAAACGACACCAGUUGUGCCACCGAGACCCGAUCUGACACUCAGCGCUCCCGAAACGACACCAGUGUGCCACCGAGACUCCGAUCUGACACUCAGACCUCCCGAAACGACACCAGUGCCACCGAGACUCGAUCUGACACUCAGACUCCCGAAACGACACCAGUGUGCCACCGAGACUCCGAUCUGACACUCAGUCCCGAAACGACACCAGUGUGCCACCGAGACUCCGAUCUGACACUCAGACCUCCCGAAACGACACCAGUGCCACCGAGACUCCGAUCUGACACUCAGCGCUCAAACGACACCAUGCCACCGAGACUCCGAUCUGACACUCAGCGCUCCGGAAACGACACCAGUGUGCCACCGAGACUCCAGACCUCCCGAAACGACACAGUGUGCCACCGAGACUCCGAUCUGACACUCAGACCUCCCGAAACGACACCAGUGUGCCACCGAGACUCCGAUCUGACACUCAGACCUCCCGAAACGACACCAGUGCCACCGAGACUCCGAUCUGACACUCAGCGCUCCGGAAACGACACCCAACCUCCCGAAACGACACCAGUGUGCCACCGAGACUCCGAUCUGACACUCAGACCUCCCGAAACGACACCAGUGUGCCACCGAGACUCCGAUCUGACACUCAGCGCUCCGGAAACGACACCAGUGUGCCACCGAGACUCCGAUCUGACACUCAGACCUCCCCGAAACGACACCAGUGUGCCACCGAGACUCCGAUCUGACACUCAGACUCCCGAAACGACACCAGUGUGCCACCGAGACUCCGAUCUGACACUCAGACCUCCCGAAACGACACCGUGUGCCACCGAGGACUCCGAUCUGACACUCAGACACGACUCCACCGAGACUCCGAGACGACACCCACCGAGACUCCGAGGCACUCCGGAAACGACUGUGCACAGACUCCGAUCUGACACUCAGCGCGAAACGACACCAGUUGCCACCGAGACUCCGAAUCUGAAGCACUCAGACCUCCCGAAACGACACCCAGUGCCACCGAGACUCCGAUCUGACACUCAGCGCUCCGGAAACGACACCAGUCCACGAGACUCCGAUCUGACACUCAGCGCUCCGGAAACGACAGUGUGCCACCGAGACUCCGAUCUGACACUCAGGACCUCGAAACCCAGUGCCACCGAGACUCGAUCUGACACUCAGACGCCCGGAAACGACACCAGUGUGCCACCGAGACUCCGAUCUGACACUCAGCGCUUCCCGAAACGACACCAGUGCCACCGAGACUCCGAUCUGACACUCAGCGCUCCGGAAACGACACCAGUGUGCCACCGAGACUCCGAUCUGACACUCAGCGCUCCGGAAACGACACCAGUGUGCCACCGAGACUCCGAUCUGACACUCAGCGCUCCGGAAACGACACCAUGUGCCACCGAGCUCCGAUCUGACACUCAGCGCUCCGGAAACGACACCAGUCUCCGAUCUGACACUCAGCGCUCCGAAACGACACCAGUGUGCCACCGAGACUCCGAUCUGACACUCAGCGCUCCGAAACGACACCAGUUGCCACCGAGACCCAUCUGA
This is a messenger RNA of Penaeus vannamei (Pacific white shrimp), 1944 nucleotides long. NCBI's taxonomy places the organism in Eukaryota, Metazoa, Arthropoda, Malacostraca, Decapoda, Penaeidae. The record is from RefSeq and is a predicted model, not a curated record.